Messenger RNA from Caenorhabditis auriculariae, 2900 nucleotides. The record is from the annotation of a GenBank genome assembly. Lineage: Eukaryota; Metazoa; Nematoda; Chromadorea; Rhabditida; Rhabditidae.
AUGGAUAAUUUGCGACUGGGAGAACACAUUCCAUCGACAUCUAGUUCUAGAAGCCUUUUCCACCAUCAAACAAGCUCUCCUCUCCCAAGUAAGUUUUUUUUCCCUUGAUUCAGGUCAAUAUUUCGGCUUAAAACGGUUUAAGCUGAAGGUAAAAGUAAAAUUUUUUGAAUAACUCGAAUUUUUCUUCACAUCUGUUAAAAACGGAUAGAGGCUUUGUUAUAAAAAAGGUAAUUUUCGCCCAUUAAAAAAGAAGAAAAGGGGUUACUUUGAUGGAAAUGAUUUUCCUAUUGGCGAUAUGAGAAGAAAGAGAAAGAAUUAAAGAAAAUUGAAUCUUUUUGUGUAAUAAUUGCCAACGAAAAAGCUUUUUUCCAGUCCUGGGCCACGGCGUCGCUGUAGAUGGUAUCGGGUCACCAACUGACCAGGCGUACACUCCUCCUGGGAUACUAACCAAGUUGGAUACCAUCAAAAAGAGUUCGCCCUAGUUAGUUUCCUUUUUUACUUGUAAACCCGACAAAGAGCCAUUCUUGAAGAAAAUCGAGACAAAUAACGAUCUAUUUCUCUUUAUGUGGUUGAGCAAGCUAUCAAGUUUUUUUUUUCAGCGUCAAACUAGAGACGAUGUCGUGUUCGAGUUGCGGGAAGAAAGUGACCUGCUUUUGCAAAAAGUGUACAUUAGAGAAAUGUAUGGUUUUUCUCUUGUUUAAAUAAUCUUGGACAUUUUAGUAAGAUUCUAUUCGCGAAAAGAGAAUAUUUACAAUAAAACAAGCGAGAAAAAACGAUUGGAACGGAGCAUCGAAGAGAUUUUGAAAGAUGAGGUUGAUUUAAAACUUUGCAGAUAUGAUGUUAAGUGAUAAUUUUCAGGCGGCUGUAAGCGCAGAACAAAACAAAACUCACGAGAGAAUCGCGCGUUUGAAAAAAGAAUUGCAAAAUGUUCGCCACAGGGUAGAACUCAAAAAAGAAAAACUUCGAGGAUUGGAAAAGGUGGCCCCGAUUCCCCGCUUUGAGGUUUGUAUAAUAACUACAAAGGUAAUCAAACGUCAAAUUUUUAGGAGCUGUUCAAAAAACAGGAGGCCAAUCGCGCAAAUAUUUUGGAAAGAAUAGAGAGAAAGGAGGAAAUGCGUAAAUUGAUCGAAACAAAGGUUUGAAUAUUUAUCAGUUUUUUCUCAAGAUAUUUUGGUUCUGAAGGUCGCUGAUUUGCGUCGAGAUUUGUGCACGAAGGCGUGCGUAAUAUUCUCCAUCCAAGAAGUUGACGUCGAGACGGUGGAACAGCAGAGGCAGCCCAACUCCAAGGACCCUCGAGGAAAUAGGUUUGUUUUUUCCUAAACUAGGUAUAGAAAAGUUCAAAAAUAUUGGUCUUCCAGUACUUUCGUGUAAUAGUUUAAUCACUGCGUCUCGUGUUUUAAAAAAAUGCUUGGCUGAAUUUUCCGAAGCGCGAUCCCUCACAAGCUCAAAAUUUUUCUAUGCGUUUUUUAACAGGUAGAAAAUUAAGAAAGUAUGGCAUGUAAUGAGCGAUUUGAAAUUCUUUUUCAUUAUACUAUAGGUGAAAAAUUAUUAGAAUAAUCAAAAAAAGGCAGGUUGGUAGCCUUGAUGAUGGAAAGUAGAAUUUUUAAAAUGAAGUUAAAAUAAGAUAAGACUCGCUAACUGUGAACACCCUAGUUAUUGUUAAUUCGCUGCUAUAUUUUGUAACGGGUAUUUUGAAAAUCGAAAAAGUGCGAAAUGAGAUUCAGAAGUAGUUUCAAGCUAGCAGCGAUCGGUGUAAAUUAUUUCCAUCAAUGUCGUAUUUUCUAGAAACUGGACAGUCAUCGACAAAAACGUGAUGACCGGUCGUCGUUACUUGGUAAUGCCUUUCAAAUUUAAAACAAUCAUCAUUUUUCCUGAAUAGGUUCGGUCAGCCUACGUAAACGAGAAGAUGCGUAUGAAGCUGGCCGAGGCGCUCAGUUCGGGAGCUUUUUUGUCGCUGCCCACGGAUCUACACCCGCCUUUCGCCGCCAUCAUGCACACUGCUCAGCUCGUCCAGCUCUUCAUCUACAUUCUCAACUUGUCUUUGCCUUUUGAAGUCAGUUUGCUCACGAAUCUGAGACACGAAAAGCUCUGAGAGCUCAUUUUGAUAACUACGCAAAAUUUGUGUAAGACUAAUUCAGACUAACGUACAUGCAAUUGCAGACGAAAAAUGAAAUAAAAUAUCUCAGAUUUUUCCAAAAUUUGUGCUGGAGCUUAAAAGUACGAAGUGUGCUUGGCUGAAUUUUUGUCUUGCUUCAUUUAUUUUGAGGUUAUCCUGAAGUUUGUUGUUAUACCAAGAAAGUAAAAAUUUUCCAUUUUUGGAUUUUCCUGUUUUUUUUUUUGGAACACUGCAAUGUUUUCAAAAAAAAAUGUCCUUUUUUGUAUAAUAUAACAAUUGAGGAUAUUUUUAUCAGAAUUUUUCAGCCUUUGAUCAAUCUUUUCCUUGGAUCAAUGAAUAUUUUUCAGAUGUCUCAUCGAGAUUUUUCUCUUCGCGAAAGAUGGUCCAAAGAAAUUCUGGAACAAGAAUGGUUGGAAGAAGUUGAAAAGCUGUAAAUUUUAAUCGGUUUGCAGGCAAACGUUAUGUGAGGCGGUGAUUUGGCUCUGUCGCCUCGUUGGAAUGGACGAAACGCCGUUGAAUCCGUCGGAACCACUUUCCAAUCUCAUUUUGUUCGCAAACUAUGUGGUCCAAGACCGAGAGAAUAUAACUAAAAUUGAGGUCUCUUUUCUGAAAGAUUUUUCGAAAUCAAUUUUCAGACUUAUCCGUUAUCGCACGUGGCCAGCUUCCAGGGACUUUCAUUGCAGCGUCAGGAUUCCGAAGUUAAAGAUGAAGUCAGUUAGGAAUUCUCAGAUUGAAUCAAUUUCUUGAAUUUUAGGAAGACGAGUCGUGGAUCGUUGUAAAUUGA